Messenger RNA from Malaya genurostris, 2476 nucleotides. It is a transcript of the gene Ubc2, whose product is annotated as ubiquitin-conjugating enzyme E2 E1. Bases 201 to 860 code for a protein of 219 amino acids. The record is from RefSeq and is a predicted model, not a curated record. Gene Ontology annotation, cellular component: nucleus. The transcript is spliced from 5 exons. Lineage: Eukaryota; Metazoa; Arthropoda; Insecta; Diptera; Culicidae. Gene Ontology annotation, molecular function: ubiquitin conjugating enzyme activity. Gene Ontology annotation, biological process: protein polyubiquitination.
GGGUGAACAAGAGCUAAAGCAAAAGUCGAGUCUGUGAUAGAGGACAGGCAAGAAAUAUCUUGCUCGUAGGAGGAAGCUGUUUUCCGGUGCUAUUGUUUUGCGGAAAGCUAUUGAAUCUGUCGGGCCACUAUUAGAUCAGUUUCUGGAUCAUUGGAAGUUGUAGAAUCAUUCGAGUGCAAUUUUUCACUUCGACCUAGAACAUGUCGACCAGUGCCGGUUCAAGUAGCACUGCAGGAGCAGCAGCUGGUGCGGCGGGGGGUGCUGCCGGUAGCGGAGGAGGUGGAGGAAACGCUGGUUCGGGCGGCGGGCGUCGCAACGGUAAUGGCGGUGGUAGCACCACUCCGGAAACUCCGUCGGUACCUAAGCCAGAGACUAAAGAAACUAAGUCGAACCCAAAAAUCUCCAAGGCACUGGGUACAUCGGCCAAACGUAUUCAGAAGGAAUUGGCCGAAAUCACACUUGACCCACCGCCCAAUUGUAGUGCGGGCCCGAAAGGAGACAAUCUGUACGAAUGGGUAUCGACCAUUCUUGGACCACCGGGUUCGGUAUACGAAGGUGGAGUGUUUUUCCUAGACAUUCAUUUUUCACCGGAAUACCCUUUCAAACCUCCAAAGGUCACAUUUAGAACGAGGAUAUAUCAUUGCAACAUCAACAGUCAAGGAGUGAUCUGUCUGGAUAUCCUCAAGGACAACUGGUCUCCCGCACUGACUAUUUCUAAGGUGUUGCUGUCCAUCUGUUCGCUUCUAACAGACUGCAAUCCAGCUGAUCCGCUGGUUGGAAGUAUUGCCACACAAUAUCUGCAAAAUCGGGAAGAGCAUGAUCGAAUUGCUCGCCUGUGGACAAAGAGAUAUGCUACGUGAUUUCCCAGCACUGACGUUCUGUAUAUUUUUACGUGAAAAUCAGUAAUAUUUAUAAAUCUAUCCGUAACGAAGAAAAAUACUACAACUAAUGAUAUCCUACGCAAAAAAAAAAGAAAUAAGUAGCAGAAAGCAAACACACUGUAACAAGAGAAUUUCAAAUUCAAACAGAUCGAAAUAUUAUAACUAUCAUUCGUAAAAUUAAAAAUCAGCCGCUGGAAUUCUCUUCUGCAGCGCCGUUCGAUUUUGUGUUUUCAUGAAGGCAGCCUGUUUUUCUCUCACAAUAACCCCUAAAUUAAUUCAUCGAAGAAAUGCGUAUGCCUAAAUGAAAUGGAAUAACGGUCAAAAGAUAAGCGUAGUCAACUGAUUUAUGUUUGUUUUGAUAUUCAGAAGCUAGAUUUUUGUCUCCGAAAUACCCUUAAAUCGAGAUGAAAGGAAAAUAGGAUUGUUUCACAUAGAGAACAGAUUAGUAAGGUUAUUUUUAAAUUGUGAAUCCAUUUGGCAUACCAUUAACAACACCUGUAAUGAUCUUCGAAACUCAUCGUCGCUUUCGAUCUUCCACAAGACCUUAAACAUACAGAACUCAGUUAUAGGACGAACGAUACUUCGUUAGACUAAAAUCAUUUAAUUAGGUUAAUUCUACCAACUAAUACGUGUAAGCAACGGACUGCAGUUUACGGAAUAACAUGAAAAGCGUGUGGAUGUUCGUUUCCGUUAGUUAUGUUUAUUUCGUCUAGCUAUCUUUGAAUCUUUUACAGAAGGCAUAAUUCUUGAGAACGUUUGACGUUGAGUUCUUUGAAACAGAUGAGGACGAGUGUGAUGCAAUUGCACAUUUUCCACAAAAGACUGAAUUACACUGAUCAAACGAACAAAACGCGAAUGAUGCAUUUUCAGAAUACAGCAAACUUGGCGCCGGAACGUUCUCAGAAGUUUAUUCAAACUAUUGUUCCUAUGUAGUAACGAUUGAUGUUCUGUACACCUAUUUUCUAAUGAAAACGGAAAACUUCGAUUUGCAGCUCAAAACAGUAAUAGUCUGGUCCCUAGCUCAAAUGGAACACCAUGUUAUUUCAAAACAAGUUCACCAAAAACUCUAAGAACAAACGCUGAAAAGAAUGUGAAUAAUGUGAUAUGUAAAAACGAAUUGAAAACCAACAAAAUAAGUGUCAAGUAUCAAGCUGGAACAACCUUCUAUUAGUUAGCUACCGGUCUCAGCCAACCCGCUUGUGUUUAGUUCUAUGUCACACAGUUGUUCCCGAUGGACUACUUUUAGAUCUCUUCUGGCUGAAAAUUUCAUAUCAUGCUAAAACUUUUCGCUGACUCCACUGGAACGAGAAUCCAAUCCUACGCGUAAUUGUUUGUUGGGUUUCUUUACGGAUAGGAACAGAUUAGAAGAACUUGCAUUAGUAACUAGUACAGCCCCUCCUAAUGUUGGGUUGAGAUUAUAAUGUCUAAACAAUUAAUUGGCAAUUGAAACAAUUGAAAAGCACACGGAAAAAAUAACAUCAUUGCGGAGUUCGCAAGCCACGAAUAAUGAAGCGUAAAUUGGAACAAAUGAGCAGUUAUGGAAAACCAAUAUUUAAACUAUACAGAUAAUUAAAAGCAGUCAAUGUGUAUCCAAA